This is a messenger RNA of Cynara cardunculus var. scolymus (artichoke), 1674 nucleotides long. RefSeq names its product protein FAR1-RELATED SEQUENCE 5-like. The transcript is spliced from 9 exons. NCBI's taxonomy places the organism in Eukaryota, Viridiplantae, Streptophyta, Magnoliopsida, Asterales, Asteraceae. Gene Ontology annotation, biological process: regulation of DNA-templated transcription. Bases 1 to 1674 code for a protein of 557 amino acids. The record is from RefSeq and is a predicted model, not a curated record.
AUGAGUGAGCAGGGAGAAGAUGCAUUAUCACAAGAAAUGGGGGAAUCACCAGGGGGCACGAAGUUAUGGAUUCCUAAAGUUUAUAGCAAUAUUUGUCCAAAGGAAAAAAUGAACUCGUUGGGUGGAGUGCAAACCCGUUAUUUCGUUUGUAGCAAGGAGGGUAUUCCACCCAAAAAGGAAUUUGAUUCUUUAGAAGUUUCCUCGGGUGAGAGGAGAAGGAGUAAUACAAAUUUCAAACGUACUGGUUGUAAAGCUUGCCUUAAGGUACACUAUGUGAAAGAGAGCGGCCGUUACAAGGUUUAUCAUUUCAUUGAGGCUCAUAAUCAUAUGCUUUGUCGUUCGGAUGAAAAGAUGUUCACACGUUCAAGACACCAACUUGAUUACAAGGGUCGUAAAAAUGUUUAUCAUGCAUCCAGCUCUAAAGUUGGUAUCACUCAAUCACGCAGAAUGCAAUUGGCAAUUAACGGGGGUUUAGUAUCAUCUAGUGGGACAGCUAGGGAUCAUAUGAACUUUAGAAGAGACAUUCUGCUCUUCAUUGGUAACAAAGAUGCACAAAUGUUAAUAAACAAAAUGAGCAAACGGCGGGAACAUUGCCCUGAAUAUUUUUUUGAAUAUAAGUGUGUUGAGAAGGAGUUGAUUGCAAUAUUUUGGGCAGAUGAAACAGCGAGAAUGAAUUACAAACAUUUUGGAAAUACCAUAUCAUUUGACGCUACAUUUCGGACAAACAAACAUGCAAUGAUUUUUGUUCCAUUUGUUGCAAUUGACAAUCACAAGAAGUCCGUUGUGGUUGGUGCUUCAUUGAUUAGAAGUGAAUCUGUCGUUAAUUUCACAUGGGUAUUGAAGGCGUUUAUGAAAGCGCACGGUAGUCAGCCGCAGUUUAUCCGUGAUCAUUUAACCCAUGGCACGCCGUUCAAAAGCAAGUUCAACAAACUUGUAUGGAAUGUCCACAUAAGUCCUGAAAUUUUUGAGGAGAAAUGGAAUGCAAUGAUGGAUGAGUAUGGCCUACGGGGUCACUCGUGGUUUGAAGAAAUGUAUGCAAUAAGAGAAUCUUGGAUUCCAGCCUACUUCAAGGACUAUCCAAUGUUUGGUCUGAUGAAAAUCACUUCCAGGUCUGAGAGUAUUAAUUCAUUUUCUAAUGAAAUGAACAAGGCAGUAUGGUUCUGUGGGGUUGUCGAAGUUGUAGAGGUCGGUGAUAAGAUGAUUUACAGUAUUACACAUAAGAACAAGAAUUAUGAGGUUAAAGCUACGUACAAGGUGGUUCAUGAUGUAAGGGAUGAGUCUUUUGAUUAUAGUUGCAACCAUUUUGUUCGCAAUGGUAUAUUAUAUCGCCACGCGUUUAAGGUAAUGUACGGUGAAAUGGAUGUUGAGAAACAAGUUUUGAUCAACCAGGCUAUAUCAAUGUUUGAUCUUAUUAUUGGGGAUGUACGGAAUGAUAAGGGAUCGUUGACAGAGUUUGUGGAGCAAUUGGAACGUUUGGGUGAUGAAAUUACAGUUGAUGUUCCUAUAUUGACAGGGAUACGUAAUAAAGGUUGUGGAACUGGAAAGCGUCUUGUUGGUAUGUCAGAGAGGGUAUCCAUGAAUGCAAAGAAACCGAAAAGAUUGUGCAGAACUUGUGAGAAAAUGGGGUGGCAUGAUUCCCGCAACUGUCCGUCAAAGGGCGAUAGUAUGAAAUAA